This is a messenger RNA of Colletotrichum godetiae, 957 nucleotides long. RefSeq names its product P-loop containing nucleoside triphosphate hydrolase protein. NCBI's taxonomy places the organism in Eukaryota, Fungi, Ascomycota, Sordariomycetes, Glomerellales, Glomerellaceae. The annotation marks the transcript as partial. The record is from RefSeq and is a predicted model, not a curated record. The transcript is spliced from 2 exons.
CUUGUGCCAUAUGCAAAAAACAAGAGUUUUGUUGAACGGUUCGACGUCUUUGAACGUCUCAAAAGCGAGUUUUGCCAUGGUCCCGGGGACGACAUCGAAGAUGCUAGGUUUCGGGUUUGUCUUUUUGGCCUUGGAGGUAUCGGAAAGACACAAAUCGCGAUUGCUUAUACCUACUGGCUUCGAAAGGCUCAUCCUGAAAUUUCUGUUUUCUGGGUACACGCCAGUAAUUCGAAACGGUUCCGGCAAGCCUUGUCCGAGAUUGCGAAUGAGUGUCGUAUCCCUGGGUGUAGUGAUCCCAACGUAGACGUGCUGGCGGUCGUAAAAUCCUGGUUUCAGAGACAGUCGACAGUCCCUUGGUUUCUGGUCCUCGAUAAUUGUGACGACAGCGAGCUGUUUUUCAACGAUUCUCCUCGAGCCAACGAUACUAGGCUGUGUGACCUUAGAUUGGACAGCGAGAAUGGGAACUUGGCCCGCUUCAUUCCUGACUACGGCAAUGGCUCGAUCCUCGUGACAACACGAAAUAAGCAAGCCGGUUCAAGACUCGUGCCAGGCCAACCUUCACUCAAGGUUGGGCCAAUGAACCAUGAAGAGGCGGUGCAAAUGUUUCGUAAGAUAUCUGGAGAUUCCUUGUUGUCAACGGAGGCAGCUUUCGCCCUUUCAAAUCGCCUUGAAAACUUGCCACUGGCUAUCGCUCAGGCUGCGGCGUUUAUGCAAAAGAAUUGCAUGAGUAUUCAUCAAUAUCUUGGCAUUCUGAACAGAGGCGAUAACAAUGUUGAAGUGCAGCUGCUGAGUGAGAAUUUCGGGGCCUUUACCCGGGACACAGACGUUCCACGUGCUGUGAUGGCUACAUGGACGGUGUCUUUUGAACAUAUCAAGAAAAGAAACUCGCUUGCGGCCGAGAUAUUGUCAUUGAUGGCUUUUUCUGAUCGCCUGGUAAUUCAGAGACAGUUCAUGACU